AUGAAGGCACCCUACUUCCUGGCAUGUUGCCUGUCUAUCGUUGUAUCGGCCUCCAUUGAUGAUCAAACUGGCGCAAACAUCGACUAUGGUACUUUCUCAAAUCCAUCUUCUGUUGUGCGGCCGCGCUUUCGCUAUUGGCUCCCGGACGCUGGUGUCGAUAAGGAUAUCGUGAAAGAAAACAUCCAGUCUGUAGGCACCAUCGGCGCUGGAGGUGUCGAAUUCCUUCCCUUCUAUGGAUAUGGAGGAGAGACAAUGGGGGCUCCCGUGGGUGUGAACUGGUCCACGAAUGGAUUUGGCACCCCUGCUUUCAAUGAUAUGUUCGAAGUAGCCUUGACAGCGCACAAGGAAGCUGGACUGAAAAUGGAUUUCCCAUUGGGGCCGAACCAAGGCCAGGGUGUUCCUGCAAGUACGGAUAAUGAAGGACUGCAGUGGGACUUGGCGCCCUUCUCAAUUCAAGUUCCUUCCAAUGGCUCAUUCGAUGGCUUGAUUCCCGAGUGGGGCUAUGGCGAAUUAGUCGCACUUGUAUCGGCUCGGGUUCUAUCAUCCACUGAACGAUCGAGACCAUCUGCUUCAUGGAAUGGCCAAGUCACUAAUACUACAUGGUCGGAAUUGGUACUAGAGACCAGCAGCCUCAUCGAUAUUACCUCAAACGUAUCUGCAAACGGAAUCGCACAACUGUCUUUCCCGGCGGAGGCGGACGACACUCAUUAUCGAUUGUUUGCCUUUUACCAGAAGUUGACAUUGCACAAGAACUUGCAUUUUGAAACGAAUCGAACAAUAAACAUUUGGGACAACGGCUCUUAUGCGGUCGAUCAUUUCAGCGCAAAGGGUGCAAAAGUGUUGACAGAUUUCUGGGAGGAAUAUAUCUUAACGGAUAACAUCAGAAGUCUAAUAUCCGAAGUUGGAAACUAUGCUUGGGAAGAUAGUGUUGAAGCACUGUCCAACAUUUCAUGGACGCCUUCAUUACCUGAGGACUUCCUCCAAAAGCAUGGUUACAGCAUCAAACCAUUCUUGCCCCUACUUAUCUUUGAAAACAACAAUCUUGCGCUUCAGACGUCAGACCCUGGCAAAUUUGAUUGUUCGCUAAAUAGCGAAGACCGAGGUGCAGGCUACGUCAACGAUUAUCGGAAUGUUCUUGCUGAUAAGUAUCAUGAGUACUUGUCUGGAGUUACUUCGUGGGUCAACAACGUUCUCGGCAUCCAAUACAGCGCGCAGACAAGUUACAACCUGCCAAUGGACAUGCUCAACUCUAUCCCCUAUGUUAAUGCGCCUGAGUGCGAGUCAUUGAAUUUCAAAAACAACCUCGAUGCCUACAGAGAGUUUACCGGCGUCGCAAAUUUGGUGGGCAAAAGAGUGAUCUCCAACGAGAUGGGCGCAGAAGGUGCUCAAGCGUUCCGAUACACGAUUCCUGCGCUGCUGAACUCCAUUCACACCGCAUUCGCUGCGGGCAUUAAUCAAGUCGUCCUGCACGGACAGCAGUAUACUGGAGACUACCCAAACACGACUUGGCCGGGAUACAAUUCGUUCAACUACUUCGUCUCCGAAAUGUACUCUGACAAACAGCCAGCGUGGGAACACGGGUUCGAUGACGCGCUUAACUACGUAGCGAGGCUUCAGCAUGCUCUACAGCAGGGAGUGCCACGCACGGAUCUUGUGGUCCUGGACAAGCAGUCGUUCACCAACCCCAAUUUCGAUAGCGUUGUCUAUAAUGAGACUGUUCUCAAAUCACUCGGUUGGACAUACAACUAUGUAUCGCCGGACAACUUCGCACUUCCGCAGUCUUACGUUCAAAAUGGUGUGUUGGGCCCUGAAGGUCCCGCAUGGAAAGCCUUGAUCGUGGAAAGUACACAGAAUCUAACAUCCGAAUGGGUAAACACAAUCAAGAGCUACGCACAAGCAGGCCUACCAACUAUUCUCGUCGAUGGAACUCCCGGAUUCUAUCCAUCUCGAGGUGGCUCAGAGGAGGCCGAAUUCAUCUCUUCUUUGAACGAGCUAAUCAACACCACGAAUGUCCUCAGUGCAUCGAAAGCGACAGUCGCGAAAGAGCUUAAAAACCUCGGGUUGCAUCCACAUGUCGCGACUGAACUGAACGGAACGGUCUAUAGCACCUGGCGCGAGGACCUAUCUACUAGCAUCGACUACGCAUUCAUUUACGCCAAAGGCAACGCUGCAUUUGGAAACGUUACGAUCCGCACCAUAAAGAUACCGUAUCACUUUGAUGCAUGGACAGGCGACAAGACUUUGAUCCGGCACUAUGAAAAUACUGAACGUGGGAUCGUUAUACCUUUGAAUAUUGCAGCAAACGAUACUAGAAUUAUCGCCUUCAGCGACAAGGCACUCGACGACGGAUACGCACCGAAAUGCUCGAUCUGUUCUUUGCCACCGAACGCACUUGGUUACAGCAGUUCGAGUCCAUCGUCCAUCACAUUACAUCUGUCCGCGUCGGAAACACCAGAGAACGCUGUACUGUCAGAUGGGACCAAUGUCACGAUCCAGAAUCAGGGCGUAGCUAAAGCAUUCACGCUUAGCAACUGGACACUCGUAGCUGAGCACUGGGAAGCACCAUCAAAUAUCUCCAACGCAGCCGUUCUUGCGGCGAAGCGCAAUACCACACAUUCACUAGAUGCCCUAGUAUCAUGGCUGGACAUUCCCGCAUUGACCAACAGCUCAGGUCUCGGAUUCUACACAUCCACAUUUACCUGGCCACCGAAGCAAAGUGAUAAAACGUCGGGCGCAUACAUCGCAUUGCCCCAUAUUCAACACACAGCUAAGCUUUAUGUUAACGGCAAGAAAACGCCAGCGAUCAACAUGUUCAACCCCACGAUAGAUGUAUCAAAGUAUCUUCAGGAUGGCGUCAACGAGGUGUUGAUUGUUGUGCCUACGACGAUGUGGAACUAUAUUCGUUCAAUAUUGGGAGAGAUCUGGAACUCGGGCAAGGCGCCGCUGAUACGAACGCUCUGGGAUGCGUGGGGUCCUGCGCUGGGAUUGUCAGACAAUGGGUUGAUUGGGGAGGUCCGAGUGAUACCGUAUUCAGCAGAGAAAGUGGAAUGUAGGUCUGGCUAG
Aaosphaeria arxii CBS 175.79 is the source of this 3063-nucleotide messenger RNA. RefSeq lists its product as uncharacterized. The transcript is spliced from 4 exons. The coding region runs from base 1 to 3063 and encodes 1020 amino acids. The record is from RefSeq and is a predicted model, not a curated record. NCBI's taxonomy places the organism in Eukaryota, Fungi, Ascomycota, Dothideomycetes, Pleosporales.